This is a messenger RNA of Conger conger (European conger), 2889 nucleotides long. RefSeq names its product WD repeat domain 31 (gene wdr31). The record is from RefSeq and is a predicted model, not a curated record. Gene Ontology annotation, molecular function: protein binding. NCBI's taxonomy places the organism in Eukaryota, Metazoa, Chordata, Actinopteri, Anguilliformes, Congridae. The transcript has 11 exons. The coding region runs from base 553 to 1587 and encodes 344 amino acids.
GAACAUAGCGGAUUUGAGGAGAGUGGCUAAUGCUAGUGGAUUUCUCCAAAUAGAGACAUACAGAUAAUUAACGUUUUGUAGUGAACAUUUUGCUGACAAACGUUAUACUAUUAUAUAAAUACUAUUGACGCAGUAGGGCCAGUUUAAAAAGUCAUUGCAUCGAACGAAUUCAAUUGGCUUUUUAAAAUGAAAGGACCUGCAUAGUGUUAGCCUAAGUGGCUAUUGUUAGCUGGCGAAAUAGCUAGCACCAGUGGGUUAGGUCAGACUCUUCGUGCAGAUUGUAGCGAGCUAAUGUAGUGUACCUAUGGGGAUAAGACACGAUUAAGCACGUAUUAUUCUUUUUGAGACGCAACCAUCACUCGCUAGGUGAUACAAGGAGUAAUAACUGAUGCUUUGGAAUUAGCUAAAGGGGGUGUGGAGUCAGCCAUACGCAUUUAAAAAAUAAUAAUAAUAAAAAAGGGGUGAAACAUGACACAGCUGGCGUUAGCGGUGUCCUGCUGGGCGUAGCGGCAUGGGUCAUGGCCGUCUGCAGCAGCGGAACUGAGACACGACAUGGGGAAACUCCAGAGCAAGAUCCGGCGCCGCUCUGACCUCUACAGGACCAAUCGGGACGAAGGGGCGGAGAAUGUUCCUGUCAAUCAGGUGCUGCAGUAUGACCCCGCCCACACAGAUGCCAUUAACUGUGUCACCACCAUUUCCUCUGAUCUGUGUGUAUCUGGAGGGAGUGACCAGGCUGUCGUUGUGUACAACUGGAGAGCUGGGCACCUGCAUCAGUCACUACAGGCCCAUACCAAGGAGGUCACCAAGGUGAAAUGUGUCCCGGGAACGAGCCUGAUCUUCAGUGCUUCCCGGGAUAAGACGGUCCUGAUGUGGGAUCUCAGCUCUGGAGACGAACCCCUGCAGGAAUUCUGCGGCCACGAGCUGGUGGUGAACGGGCUGGACGUCAGUCCUGAUGCGUCACAGAUCUGCACGGGCUCCCGGGAUAAUUCCAUGUGCUUAUGGGACAUUGAGUCCGGAGAGUGUCUGCAGAGGAAGACCAUCUCCCGUAACCUGGUGACUCAUGUGUGCUGGGUGCCUGGGGGGACCUCCAUCGCACAGACCUCAGAGGACAAAACUAUCAAGGUUUGGGACAGCCGGAGCUGGCAGAUCUGUAACACGUUCCCGGCGAAGCAGCACAUCCAGACACACUGCGCUGUGAGCAGCAACUCACACUACCUGCUGAGCAGCAGCAACGGGUUCGGGGGCCAGGGCUGCGAAACCACGCUGUGGGACCUCAGGCAGCCCGGCUGUAAGGUGGUGGAGUACAGGGGUCACCUCCAGACUACGGCCUGCUGCACCUUCCUCCCCUGCAGCCAGGGGGCGCCACCCAUGGUGGCCACCUCGUCUCACGAUUGCUCCGUCAAAGUCUGGGACCAGAACACUGCAGCCUGUCUCUGUACUCUGACGCUGGGCGGGUCGGGGCCCCUGGUGUCCCUGGCAUCGUGUGAUGUCACCGGCCUCCUGUGCGCCAGCUUCAACACCGGGCUUCACCUGCUGACGCUGAGCCAGGGGGCGGAGCCUCACCUGCGCGAGACCGCCAGGUUCUGACCUCCGAACCUCAGCGUAGCCCUGUAGCGCAGAGCCGGCGCCGCGGGAAACCGAUGGAUUCCAUACAGAUUACAUGCUUUUAUCCAAAGUGACUUACAGUUGAUUAGACUAAGCAGGGGCCAAUCCCCCCCUGGAGUCAUGUGCGGUUUAGGGCCUUGCUCAAGGGGCUUGAACCACCAACGUUCCGAGUCCCAGUCAUGUACCUUAGUCACUAGGUUCAGCAGUAGCAGACCUGGGUCCCAACACUCAUUUUAAUGUGGUAGAACAGUCUGUAGUUUGAUGGGAUCCGGAUGUGUCACAAAAUGGCCAACACUCUCCCUCUUAAAAAGAGCAGCAGUAGAACAUGCAUAUCUUCUGUUAUAACUCUGAGGUACUCAUUCUAAUUUUCUUUUGCUCUGAAAUGUUUGAGCUCUGGUGCAAGCAUUUGAGCUUUAGAGGCUGGUAAAAUGUGUAAAAUACUUGUGCAGGUCCCUGAGAAUUUCAAAACAAAAUGUAAAAUGUGACUAACGGAAUAUGUGCAAUCAUGUUUAAAAUAUGGGGACUUUUUUUUUGUUCCUUUUCAAAAUUGUCAGUACUCUGCAAUAAUUUUAGUGGUGUCUCACCCAGGUCUGGCUGAUAGUUCUGGAAGUUCUGUAAAACUCAUAAGCAAGUGACGUGGUUAUCUGGAAAAUGACACCACGGUGAACUGUGCUAUGAAUGAAAACAUGGGGCUCUUCCCAGAAUGCCCCUGAAAAGAAUUUAAUCCCUGCUGAAAAAAACAGUUCCAGCUAUGUUUUGAAAUAGCUGGAAGCUGGUUGACCAGUUCAGACCAGCUCCCAGCUUGACAUGGUUUCACCAGCUCAAGCUAUGUUUUGAAACAGCUUGUCUCUGGUUGAGCAGCUAUCACUAGGUGGUUGACCAGCUCAUAUCCACCUAAGACAAGUGUCAUGACCAGUGUGGCCAUGCUGGUUGACCAGCUUAUUCCCAGCUAGACCAGCUUUAUGACCAGCUCAAUUUUCAAGACGGUCAAGCUGGCAUAGCUGGAUUUUACAGCAGGGAUGUUCGUCAUGCUACUCAGGGUCUGCAAUACAUUGUUUAAGCAUUGUGUGAAUGCCUGGUGGUUGUUUUUAGCAGCACUUAAAACCUUUCUGCUCGGAGACUCUCUAACUGAGCGUCAGGCAAAGACAUCAGACAGCUUUUUUCGCUGAUGCCGUGGCACGCUCUACAGAAGGCCCAGUCGCCGGGAGGUGAGCCUCAGUCUGGUGCUCCGUUCACUCCGAGUCUCUGUUCCACUCGCCCCACUGCCAUGUAAAACAAGUCGAC